Parastagonospora nodorum SN15 is the source of this 1039-nucleotide messenger RNA. RefSeq lists its product as hypothetical. The transcript has 2 exons. Lineage: Eukaryota; Fungi; Ascomycota; Dothideomycetes; Pleosporales; Phaeosphaeriaceae. Bases 1 to 465 code for a protein of 154 amino acids. The record is from RefSeq and is a predicted model, not a curated record.
AUGGCUGCACGACACUACUACUCGCUACCAACUGAAGCGCCACAACGAUCCCGAUCAGGCAGUCGACGACCACCUCUGACACCGUCUACCGUCUCUUCACCAUGCGUCACUACGUUGGUAUCACUACCUCGACGAGACUCUGCCGGUUCUGUUGGAAGUCCUACCAAGGCCCACGCCAUGUUGGCCAAGCACGUCUCGUCACCACCAACACCACGAAGCGAGACUCCAUCGAGCAUAUUAGGUUCGCCUUCCGAGUCCAGGACCAGUGCAUACCAGACCAGCGCAUAUCAAACCAGUCCGGCCAGCUCGUACGAAAGGCCGGGCAUGUGGAGGACCGAGAGUGAUCGCUACGUUAGGCAGUCGAGACAGCAGGAUGGAUACAUCUCUUUUCCUGACUUUGAGAAGUUCUGUCAGACGCAGAACGGAUAUGACCAGCGCCGUGAGCAGAAUGGUGUCAACACUUGAAAAAGAGAAGGACGUGUCAACUUGCGAUGAGUACAGUGAGCCAACGAACUGCCACUGAACCGAACCGAUCCUACCUGUCAACCAACUCUUCGCAGAGCUUGAACGCUCUACUAGCAAGAAAGAGGAACAUGCUGCUCGGAGACGAAACGGCAGGCAGUCAACCCCCACACAGCGAUUACCACGACUGGUCAAUGCACUCCCACGCAAUACGUGGACUGGGCUUGGUCGAGCCGUGGAAGACUGCGGAAGAAUGCGAAGUCGCAGUCUUACCAGUACGUCAUCAGAAAAAGAAGCAAGGCUGCAAAGCGGGAGGAGAUGCUUCGCGCGGGGGGCAGGAUCCGUGCGACAGGCGCACAGCCACUCCGCUGCGCCUGGUAGUCGUCGACGCCACCCAUCCGGCUUCAGGCGGAGGAUGCAGUGGGCAUUGAGAAGGGCCGUCAUGAGAUGAAGAUGCGCCCUGGAUGUGCCAUAGUUUUGUGCCGUGACAUCGUUGUGUCUACUCAGUAGCAUGUCGUGCCAGAGGUGUACCUUCGAUAGUAGAUAGCAUCUGCAAUGUCAAUGCUGGUAUCCAAGA